AUGAAGAUUUGUCAGCAGGAUUUGGUCUUCAAGGAACCGGUGCGAAAACCACGUCAUUUUUUGUCUCUAAACCCGUUUGACAUUCGGAGUCCGGACAGGAGGAAGGAAGGAAGGUCGGGGACUUGCUACACCGCUGGUCUUACCGCAGACCUUGAGUCAAGGAUGAGGGGUCAAGGUUCACUGUGCAGUGGUCAGAUGAGUCCAAGCGCAGCACCUGAAUCUGAAACAGUAGAGUUGGAGGAGCCCAAACAACAUCUGCUGAAGAGGCCUCCUAUAGACAUAGAGUUCACAGACCUCACAUAUGCCGUCCCACAGGGUAGAAAUGGCUCUAAAGUGAUCCUGCGCAGUGUGAGUGGGCUGUUCAAGUCUGGUCAACUGACAGCUAUCCUAGGACCAUCUGGUGCUGGAAAGAGUACCCUUCUCAACGUCCUGGCAGGAUACAAAAGUGGGGAUGCCAGUGGCAGCAUCAUGAUCAACGGACAGCCACGGGUGUUGAGGACGUUCCACAAGAUGUCGAGGUACAUCAUGCAAGAAGAUCUGCUCCAGCCCAGACUAACGGUGAUGGAGAGUAUGAUGAUAGCUGCUGAUCUCAAGUUAGGCUACACAGUGCGGCGGAAACAGAAAGUUGAGAUGAUCAAUGAAGUACUAGAGCUCCUAAGACUGACUAAGUGCAAGAAGACUUUGACCGGCUGUCUGUCGGGAGGAGAGCGCAAACGAGUGUCCAUCGCACUGGAACUCGUCAACAAUCCUCCUGUCAUCUUCCUAGAUGAACCCACUACAGGUCUAGAUGACAUGUCCAGCUCACAGUGUAUCUCCCUGCUGAAGAACCUGGCUCACGGGGGCCGCACGGUGAUCUGCAGUAUCCACACCCCCAGUGCCAGACUGUUCUCUCAGUUUGACCAUGUCUACAUCGUCAGUGAGGGACAGUGUGUGUUCCAAGGUCGGGGAGAAGACAUUGUACCCUUCCUGGCGAGCCUGGGCCUCCACUGUCCCAAACAUUACAACCCUGCUGACUUCAUGAUCGAAGUGUCUAGCGGAGAGUAUGGAGACCACACGGAGAGGAUGAUGAUGGCUGUGGACAACGGACGAUGUUAUCGCUGGAACCAGACACUGAGGGUACAAGAUGCUAAUGUGGAGGACAUCAAACUAUCAAGAGAAGAGCUCCACCAGCUGAAACACCUGUAUGACUUUGAUAGCUCGGGUUGGCUACAAUUCAGGAUACUCAUGUAUCGUACCUUCCUACAACAUUGGAGAGAGGCUGGCUACAUACUUUUCAAGGCUGUGAUGCACGUAUUCAUAGGUCUCAUCAUUGGAGGUCUGUUCUACCAGAUGGGAAAUGACGGAUCAAAAACAAUCUUCAACUUUGGAUUUUGUUUUGUCACAAUCAUAAUCUUCAUGUACAUUCCCAUGUUACCCGCACUCUUGAAUUUUCCAGAAGAAGUCAAACUGUUGAAAAGAGAACACUUUAACAGGUGGUAUGGACUCAAUGCUUACUUUUUUGCUGCGACUGUAUCAAGGAUACCAAUUCAGAUUAUCUUGGGCUGUAUAUACAUCGCCCUUGCUUACGUCCUGACGGAUCAGCCAUUGGAGUGGGAAAGAGGCAUCAAGUUUUGCGUCAUCUGUCUCAUGAUGGGAAUCAUAUCAGAGAGUCUGGGGCUGGCAAUCGCCUCUCGUCUCAAUAUUGUGAAUGGUAUCUUUGUCGGCCCAGCACUCUCUGUUCCCUUCAUGCUACUGUCAGUCUACGGCCUAGGUACGGGUAGUAAGCUGAUUCCCACCCUCAUCCGAGCAGCUAUGUACUUCAGCUAUCUUCGCUACGCCCUAGAGGGUCUCGUAGCCUCCCUCUACGGUCAAGGUCGUCCGACCCUCUACUGCCCCUCUACGGAGAUCUACUGCCAGCUGAGGGAGCCUCGGGCUCUGCUCAAGGAGGUCGGCAUGGAGGAUGUCAACUACUGGAUAGACUUUUGCGCUUUGAUCAUUUUCUUUUUCUUGUUCAAGAUCAUCUCCUAUAUUUUACUGCGAAGUCGACUCUCCUCCACACAGAACUUCGGAGCUCUCAGCUACAUCGGGCGUCUCAUCAAGUCCCACUUCAGCCUAUCUGCGAGGACAUAGCCUCGCAUAUCUCAAUCAGAUCUCAUUUUAUCACCAAGGAGUAUCUUACCAAGUUAAUCAAAAACAUUUACCAAGGGAAACUGUGCUCUUUACUUGCUCCAUCUAGUAGGUUCCUAAUUUAGUGUUUAUUUUCUUAAGUUAGCCCCCAGUAUGUAUAUUUAUUGUGCUUAUUGUUCUCAAGUAAGAAAUUAGGUUAGGAAAUUGAACUGUCCUUUUAUCACAUGCCUUAUCUUUGUGAUGUUAAUUGUUAUGUAUUUUUAUAUUUCUAAAUAUUUUGUAUACAUUAAACAUGUUUACCUGUUA
Molecule: messenger RNA, 2412 nt
Organism: Macrosteles quadrilineatus (aster leafhopper)
Lineage: Eukaryota; Metazoa; Arthropoda; Insecta; Hemiptera; Cicadellidae
Product: ATP-binding cassette subfamily G member 4-like
Exons: 13
Coding region: 1-2109 (702 amino acids)
Cellular component (GO): plasma membrane
Molecular function (GO): ATP hydrolysis activity; ATP binding; ABC-type transporter activity
Source: RefSeq, a predicted model, not a curated record